AUGGCGAACCCCCGUAUUGAAGAACUCCCCGAGGAGGACCCCAAGAAGGCCCAGGUUGAGGAGGUUGGCUCCGAUUCCGAAUCCGAGUCUGAAGCCGAGGGUGAGGGCGAGGCCCAGGGUAUUCCUUCCGGCAGCUCGACCACCGUUAUCCAGUCCCGCAACGAGAAGAAGGCCCGCAAGCUCCUUGAGAAGCUGCACCUGACCCGAGUCCAGGGCAUCACCCGUGUCACUCUCCGCCGCCCCAAGAACAUCCUCUUCGUCAUCAACAACCCCGAGGUCUACAAGUCGCCUAACAGCAACACUUACAUCGUCUUUGGUGAGGCCAAGAUCGAGGACCUCAACGCCUCCGCCCAGGCGGCUGCCGCUCAGCAGCUCGCCGCCGCCGGUAACGCCGAGCACGAUCACGCUGGCCACAGCCACGGCGAGCCCAGCAAGGCCGCCGCUCCGGAGGCCAAGAAGGAGGAAGAGGAAGAAGACGAAGAGGAUGACGAGGAUGUAGAUGCCACGGGCAUUGAGGAGAAGGACAUUGAGCUCGUUAUGAACCAGGCGAGCGUCUCUCGGAAGAAGGCCAUCAAGGCGCUGAAGGAAAACGACAAUGAUAUUCGAAGCGCAGCGCUCAAGGUCGACUGGGUCAAGGUGACCUCCUCCCUCGGUCUCCGGGGCCAGACGGUGGCCUCUCUCCAGGCUUUCAAGAAGCGCAACGAGGACGCGCGCCGCAAGUUGCAGCAGCUGUCUGAGCUCCCGACCACUGUCGACUUCGCACAGUACCGCUCGGUGCUCAAGAACCAGGCCGUCGUUGACGAGAUCGAGAGGCGCUUCAAUGCCUUCAAGCCCGCCACCUACGACGUCAACCGCCAGAUCAAGGCCAUCGAGGCCUUCGAGGUCGAGGCCGUCAAGAACGCCGAGUCCACCAAGGAGCAGGUCGGCCUCGAGCUGAAGGACCUCGAGAAGACCCUGGCCAACAUUGAGACCGCCCGGCCGUUUGAGGAUCUCACCACGGAGGACAUUGGCAAGGCUGCCCCCAUCGUCGAGCAGAAGACGGCCGAGCUCGUGUCCAAGGGCCGCUGGUCCGUGCCGGGCUACAAGGAGAGAUUUGGCGACCUGUCUGUGCUAUAA
Messenger RNA from Sodiomyces alkalinus F11, 1116 nucleotides. Its product is annotated as NAC-domain-containing protein. Gene Ontology annotation, cellular component: cytoplasm; nascent polypeptide-associated complex. Bases 1 to 1116 code for a protein of 371 amino acids. Gene Ontology annotation, biological process: protein targeting to membrane; proton motive force-driven ATP synthesis. The transcript is spliced from 6 exons. Lineage: Eukaryota; Fungi; Ascomycota; Sordariomycetes; Glomerellales; Plectosphaerellaceae. Gene Ontology annotation, molecular function: proton transmembrane transporter activity. The record is from RefSeq and is a predicted model, not a curated record.